AGACCCCUUCCUAGCAACGGGAAAGCAGCGUAUGUUUUGUUAGCAACAGCAGUCCUCGCGAGUGGUUUGCUAUGGCAGACGAAGAAAAAGAAGUUUUGCGCAGUAAAAGGGUUUUUAUUAACCAUAUCGAUUUGUACACAUCCAGAAACAUUGGAAAGUAUCUGUCAAAUUGUGUUGUUGGAGCAUCACUAGAAGCAGCCGGUGGUGAGGAAGAGAAUGAAGAACAAGAUAAUACAUCUCAAGACACAAAAAGCAUUCAACCUAAGGGAAUAACCUUCCAGAUUGUCGGGACCCUAUCCAAACCAGAAGAGAAGAAAACUGCUUUUGCCUUAGAAGAAUACUCGAUAUCAAAACGAGAAGAGCUCCUGGAUCGUCUUAUGGAGUGUGAUGUUAUCAUUUACAACAUUACCGAGGAUUUUCAGCAGAUUGAUGAAGCUUGUUGGGCAAUCUCAGCACUACAUUCCGAACUGGAACAUUUCAACAGUCCAAAGAUGUUCAUUUUAAUAUCAACUGUAAUGACAUGGAGUCUUAGCAAACCCAUUGACCCCGAUGAUCCUGAAAUCCCCUUUACUGAAGAUGACUACAGGAGAAGACGACCUCAUCCUAACUUCAAAGAUCACAUUAGUGCUGAGAAACUAGUGAUUAAAAUGGGAAAAACAAGCAAGAGCAAACUUUCAACCUAUGUUCUUGCGGCAGGCCUUCAAUAUGGAGCAGGUGAACAGAUUUUUCACUUCUUUUUCAAGACAGCAUGGUAUGGAGAGGUUCCUGCACUCCCUGUCUUUGGACCAGGAAACAACUUUAUUCCUACUAUUCAUGUUAAUGAUUUGGCAGGAGUGUUACAAAAUAUAAUAGACCACAAGCCAAAAACUCACUACCUGGUUGCUGUCGAUGAUUCUAAACAUACAAUUGAAGACAUAAUUAAGGCUAUUAGUAUUUCACUUGGGCCUGGCAAAGUACAACAAGUGCCUAAAGAAGAUGCCUUCCUCAGCAAAAACUUAACACAAGCUGAUAUUGAUUCACUUUUGGUGAACAUAUGCAUGGAAGCUGUUUUUGUGAAAGAACAUUUCAAUAUCAACUGGGUGGCAGAGGGUGGGAUGAUAGGAAAUAUAGAACAUGUCGUUAAGGAAUACAAGCAAAGCAGAGGACUUCUGCCAAUACAAAUGUGCAUUCUGGGACCUCCUGCAGUUGGUAAAAGCACAGUUGCAGAAAAGAUCUGUAAACACUACAAGCUGCACCACAUUAAAAUCAAAGAUGUCAUUACUGAGGUUUUAGCCAAUCUUGAGAAACAGACUCGCUUACCAGAAACAAGUGAGGAAGAAGGUGAUAAUGAUGGUGUGGCAGAUGCUCAGGAAUUACUUGAUGUAGUCAAGGAAAACAUGGAACAGAAUGCAGGUCGUUUAGAUGAUCAAUAUGUCAUCCGGUUCAUGAGAGAGAAGCUGAAGUCAAAACCGUGUCAGAACCAGGGAUAUGUUCUUGAUGGAUUCCCCAAGAGCUAUGAACAGGCCAAGGAGCUGUUUUGCAGUGAAGAUGAUGAAGAAGGAAAGGAAACCAGAGGCAAAGCACAUAACUUUGAUAAAACAAUUAUUCCAGAGUAUGUUUUUGCUCUGGAUGCCUCUGAUGAGUUCUUAAAGACUCGGGUGAUGAAUCUGCCCGAGAGUGUUGUAGAUGGGACUCAUUACGCUCAGGACCAGUUCCUGCGUCGCUUGGCACUCUUCAGAGAAUAUAACGUGGAAGACGAGACUGUGCUCAACUAUUUUGAUGAGCUGGAGAUUCAUCCUGAACACAUUGAUAUUUCCAUGAAUGGGGAUUUUGAAGAUACAACUGUGACUGAAAAAAUAAUAAAAGCAGUUGGAAAACCCCGGAACUACGGGCUCUCUCCAGAAGAGCUGGAGGAGCUUGAGUGCAAAUUAGCUGAUGAACGAUUUCAGCGUGAAGAGGCUAAACUGGCUGAGAGAGAGCAAAAAGAAGCAGAAGAGGCAGCUGAAAGGGUUGCACGCUGGGAGGAGUGGAACAAACGUCUAGAAGAAGUGAAAAGACAGGAACAUGAGUUACUUGAAGCUCAGUCUGUUCCCUUAAGGAAUUACCUGAUGAAGAAUGUCAUGCCAACACUCACCCAGGGGCUGAUUGAAUGCUGUAAGGCCAGGCCAGCUGAUCCAGUGGACUUUGUGGCAGAAUAUUUAUUCAAGAACAAUCCUCAAGUGGAGUGAACACUUAAUUGAUCAGUUACUGCAAUAGUCAGAUGAAUUAUAAAUAAAUACAAUGCUAUGACUGAUUAAUGUGUGUAUAAUUAUACUGGAUAUGCCUGUGUUUUGUUAGUUUAGUUUUAAUCUGUAUUAAAUAAUAGUACGUUUUGCUCUAAUAUUCUAUGUACCACCGCCCUCUUGUGUUACAAAGUGCUAUUGCACCUUAACUACUGCGUCUCAUCUGGCUCAUAUACUGCAGUAAGAUGAAGAUGGCCAGUGCCAGUAGAAUUAAAAUUGUUGCUUACAGAAACUGUAAAUCAUUUGUUGCAAUAAAAAUGCCUGAAAUGGGAAAAUGUUGAA
Acipenser ruthenus (sterlet) is the source of this 2543-nucleotide messenger RNA. RefSeq names its product adenylate kinase 7-like. Lineage: Eukaryota; Metazoa; Chordata; Actinopteri; Acipenseriformes; Acipenseridae. Gene Ontology annotation, cellular component: cytoplasm. Bases 72 to 2207 code for a protein of 711 amino acids. Gene Ontology annotation, molecular function: ATP binding; AMP kinase activity. The transcript is spliced from 18 exons. The record is from RefSeq and is a predicted model, not a curated record. Gene Ontology annotation, biological process: nucleobase-containing compound metabolic process.